Molecule: messenger RNA, 1533 nt
Organism: Solanum pennellii
Lineage: Eukaryota; Viridiplantae; Streptophyta; Magnoliopsida; Solanales; Solanaceae
Product: E3 ubiquitin-protein ligase SDIR1-like
Exons: 11
Coding region: 587-1264 (225 amino acids)
Source: RefSeq, a predicted model, not a curated record
AACCUAUCCCACAAGAUUGACAAGAGGGGUGGCAAAAAUGUUGAGUUACAGUUCUGCCGGCGUUCACAUAUUUGAUCUCCGGGGAAUUGGGUAAGAGUAUUACAAGGUGGAAAUCGAACCCUAAAGUUGAAAUUUCAGUAACCAAAUGUGAAAUUAGUUGUUGAUAAAGCUCAAAUCAAUAUAUUAUGGAACACCAACUUCCGAAUCGCAACAGGAAUUGCAGAUGGUGGCUUAUGGUCAAGUCCAGCUAUCAAUUUCUGUCCAGAAACAUUUCUCCUAAUUCAGUCUGGUUGUAGAAAACAAUCUGGAAGAGUGCUGCACCAGAAAAGAUGCAAUGUCGACAUGUGCUGAUCUAAUGAUGAUAAGGUUCAUGCAAAAGACACCUUUAGGCAGCGAAUCAGACAAACAGAACACUGUACCAACACCGACAACAUUGAUAUAUAAAGUUCGGAUUCCUUGAUGCUGUUCUUCAUUGUGGCUUCUGGCAUUGGAGAUAUUCUCUUUCUCUUUUAAGAUAUUUUCACUGUAAGUGAACGUGAGGGUCUCACAGUACAGCUUUCUGAAGCCUCAACAGAUCUUCGCCAUUAUGUCGAUCGUGCGUAAAUUUUUUUCAAGCGCAACGGUAUUAUCAUCAGUCAUUCUGACUAUCCUAGCUGUUGUCAUCUACGCUAUAAGCCCCCCUGAUGACUCAUGGGUUCUUGUGGGUGUCAUUGCUAUACAUGUUGUCCCGGUGAUAGUAGUUGUAAUGAUAUAUGAAAUUUGUUCUAUACGUCAAGCUAGAGACAGAGAAAGGAUUGCACCGGUUAACCACUUGAUUGAUUCUGAUGAACUUCAUUACGAUGUGCCUCCAUUAGAAUCAUUUCCCACCAGAAGACGAUUGCAAGACCUGAGGCUCCAAAUUGCUAAUCUAAACCGUGAAGUUGAUGAGUUUGAACACCAUACCUACGGAGAGUUAUCUUCUAUCUUCAGAAUUCCUUCUGUGAAUGACGAAGAGAUAGAUGCUUGUCUAGAGAGUGAGGAUGCUCCACCGGAACAGGCCUCAUCUUCUUCAACCUCAGCCUUAGCCUCAGACCAGGAAUCUAUGACAAUAGGUGUGCCCGACGAAGAUGGUUCAUCUGAUGAAUUGAUAUGUAAUAUUUGUUUGGAGCCAGUUAUUGAGGGAGACCUUGUUUGUUGCUUUCCCUGUAUCCAUCAGUUCCAUGCUGUAUGCCUUGAUAAAUGGCUCGAGUUGAGUCCUACCUGUCCAGUCUGUAACUUAUGCUGAAGUCAGGAAGUAUGAAAUGGUGUGACGAGUAACGAAGCUUAAAACUCUAUGUUUGAAGAAUAAAUGAAUUCUUAUAAGAAUUCUCUACUCUAGUUUGCAGACUUAUUGAAGCAGUAUGUAAAAUUAGUAGGCAGAAGCCUAUACUAUUUCCCUUUUGAAGUUGUGUGUGUUUCAAGUUUGGUUUGUUUGAAGCAGAAUGUACUAUUUCCCUUUUGAAGUUCUAUGUAAUAAAAGUUCAAGUGUGUUGAAGCAAUAUGUAACUUAAAUGU